This is a messenger RNA of Hirundo rustica (Barn swallow), 2061 nucleotides long. RefSeq names its product LIM domain kinase 1 (gene LIMK1). Gene Ontology annotation, cellular component: cytoplasm; neuron projection; nucleus. Gene Ontology annotation, biological process: actin cytoskeleton organization; positive regulation of stress fiber assembly; protein phosphorylation. Gene Ontology annotation, molecular function: protein binding; ATP binding; protein serine/threonine kinase activity. NCBI's taxonomy places the organism in Eukaryota, Metazoa, Chordata, Aves, Passeriformes, Hirundinidae. The record is from RefSeq and is a predicted model, not a curated record. The transcript has 16 exons. The coding region runs from base 49 to 1986 and encodes 645 amino acids.
GCCACCGCCACAGGCCCGGCCCGGCGCGGCGCCGGCCAGCGCGCCUGCAUGAGGUUGAUGCUGCUGUGCUGCACCUGGAGGGACGAGCCUAUGGGAGAGGACGAAGGGACCGACCUGCCGGUGUGUGCGAGCUGCGGGCAGGGCAUCUACGAUGGGCAGUACCUGCAGGCACUGAAGGCUGACUGGCACGCCGACUGCUUCAGGUGCUGUGAGUGCGGGGCCUCCCUUUCCCACCAAUACUACGAGAAGGAUGGGCGCCUGUACUGCAAGAAAGAUUACUGGGCACACUUUGGGGAGCUGUGCCACGGCUGCUCCGAGCAGAUCACCAAGGGGCUGGUCAUGGUGGCCGGGGAGCAGAAGUACCACCCCGAGUGCUUCAGCUGCCUCAACUGCCGCACCUUCAUCGGAGAUGGGGACACCUAUGCACUGGUGGAGCGCUCCAAGCUCUACUGCGGCCACUGCUACUACCAGAUGGUGGUGACGCCGGUGAUCGAGCAGAUCCUGCCGGACUCCCCGGCCUCCCGCAUCCCUCACACCGUCACCCUCGUGUCCAUCCCCGCCUGCUCCGACAGCAAGCGCGGCUUCUCCGUCUCCAUCGACCAAGGCUGCGGCACCGAGCACCCCCGCACCGUGCGCGUCAGAGAAGUGGACCCGGACUGCAUCAGCCCUGACAUGAAGAACUCCAUCCACGUUGGUGACCGCAUCCUGGAGAUCAAUGGGACCCCCAUCGGCCACGUCCCCCUGGACGAGAUUGACCUGCUGAUCCAGGAGACGAGCCGCUUGCUGCAGCUGACCAUCGAGCACGACCCUCACGAGCCCCUGAGCCGGGAGCCGGGGCUGGCGGGCAGCCCCCUGCCCGCCCCAUGCAGCCCCCUGUGCUCGCCGGCCCCCGUGCCCUGCGGGGACCCCGCUGCCAUGCGCCAGCGGGCUGUCACGAGGAGCUGCAGCACCGACAAGUCCCCGGGCUCGGGCUCCGUGGGCUCUCCCGCGUCCCAGCGCAAGGACAUCGGGCGCUCCGAGUCCCUGCGUGUCGUGUCCCGCGCCCACCGCAUCUUCCGCCCCUCUGAUCUCAUCCACGGAGAGGUGCUGGGCAAGGGCUGCUUCGGCCAGGCCAUCAAGGUGACACAUCGGGAGACGGGCGAGGUGAUGGUCAUGAAGGAGCUGAUCCGCUUCGAUGAGGAGACGCAGAGGACCUUCCUCAAGGAGGUGAAGGUGAUGCGCUGCCUGGAGCACCCCAAUGUGCUCAAGUUCAUCGGGGUGCUCUACAAGGAGAAGAGGCUCAACUUCAUCACAGAGUACAUCAAAGGGGGCACCUUGAGGAGCCUCAUUAAGAGCAUGGACAGUCACUACCCCUGGAGCCAGCGGGUCAGCUUCGCCAAGGACAUCGCCGCUGGCAUGGCCUACCUCCACUCCAUGAACAUCAUCCACCGCGACCUCAACUCUCACAACUGCCUCGUGCGGGAGAACAAGAGCGUGGUGGUGGCUGACUUCGGGCUGGCGCGGCUGAUGGUGGAUGAAAAGAACCAGCCCGAACAUCUCAAGAACCUGAAGAAACCAGACCGCAAGAAACGCUACACGGUGGUGGGGAACCCCUACUGGAUGGCCCCCGAGAUGAUCAAUGGGAGGAGCUACGAUGAGAAGGUGGACAUCUUCUCCUUUGGCAUUGUCCUGUGCGAGAUCAUCGGCCGGGUGAGCGCUGACCCCGAUUACCUGCCCCGCACCACCGACUUUGGCCUCAAUGUCCGGGGCUUCCUGGAGCGCUACUGCCCCCCCGCCUGCCCCCCCAGCUUCUUCCCCAUCGCCGUCUGCUGCUGCGACCUGGACCCCGAGAAGCGGCCGUCCUUCGCCAAGCUGGAGCAGUGGCUGGAGACGCUGCGCAUGCACCUGGAGAUCCACCUGCCGCUGAGCUCCCAGCUGGAGCAGCUGGACCGAGCCUUCGGGGAGACGCACCGGCGGGAUGGAGCGCUGCCCGUGCCCCCGCGGUAGAGCCUCCGCCCGCACCCCUCUGCAGCCGCGGGAGAAGGAGCCGCGCCUGCCGCCAGCCGCUCCUGGGGCUGCCCC